Iphiclides podalirius (scarce swallowtail) is the source of this 1260-nucleotide messenger RNA. Lineage: Eukaryota; Metazoa; Arthropoda; Insecta; Lepidoptera; Papilionidae. The record is from the annotation of a GenBank genome assembly.
AUGGACAUGGAAAAAAAUGUUCCUUUUACGAGUGAUAUUUUGGAUGAUGUAAAAUCACAGCAAGACUCAAUUUGCAACCGUUUAGCUAACUGCAGGGAUAUUAAUCAAGAAAAUAAUAUCAACUGCAGCUCUGAUAAACACUGUGCAGUUUGGACCACUGAUGCUACAUUCACUCUUUUAAAAUUGUAUGAAGAUAAAUUAGAAAUGUUGGAAACACCAAAAAGGAAAAAAAGAAUUUGGUUAGCAAUUUCAGAAUGUUUAAAACACUAUAAUAUACAGAUGACUCCAGAUCAAAUUAGAUGGAAAGUUAAUGCACUUACUAAAAAAUACAAACAGUGCAUAGAUGGGGGGCAACAUGAGAAAUUUAAAUAUUUUAAAGAAAUGGAUAAAAUUUACUCUCAGUUUAAUGUUGACGGAGAUGCUAACAUUAUUGCUGAAUUACUCCAAAAAAAGACAGCUUGUGAUAAUAGAAUAAAUUUAGCAUACAAUCAUAAAAUGUCUUCUCAACCAUUUCAAGAAAAUAAAGCUAUGAUUCAGCUCCGAAAGUUAAGAUUGGCUAAUAGAAUAGAAUCUGACAGAUCUCUGACUAAAGAUGGGGUUUUGGAUUUAAAAAUAGCUACAGAUUUAUUAGCUGUACGGCAAAAAAGAAGAAUUUAUGAUAUUACAAAUGUAUUGGAAGGAAUUGGUUUGAUAGAAAAACGGAGUAAGAAUAGUAUACAGUGGAAGGGUGCUGGUCCAGAAGGAAAUACUACAGACAUAGGAGAAAGAGUAACUUCAUUGAGACAACAGAUUGGACGCCUUGAAGAACAUGAAAUAUUACUUGAUAAGCAACUUCAUUAUAUUGAACAAAGUAUAAAAAAUGUAUUAGAUGAUGCAGAUAAUGGCACAUUGUCCUAUGUUACUGAAAAUGAUAUCAAAAAAUGUUUUAAGGACAGCCAAGUAUUAGUUUUGGAAGUUCCACUUGGUGGAAAUUUAGCAGUUGGCUCUCCAUCAAGUAAGGAUAAAGACCACUGCUAUAGUUUGCAUGUCAAAUCUACAGAACAAGUGGGCGUCAUCCUUUUAUGUGAUAUGGAAAAUGAUAAGAUAAGAAUGGAAGAAACUAUUGAUGACAAUGAGGUUCAAAGUUAUACACAUGAUGGUAGUAAUAUAUAUCAAAAUACCAAUUAUCUUUUAAGACUGAGCCCACCAGUAACCAAACACGAUUUCGCAUUUUCAUUAAGAGGUUCUGAAGGUUUAUGUGAUCUAUUUGAUAUACCUUGU